AUGAAAUACGAUUUUUAGGGGAAUCAGAAAUGGAGCACAAAAGUUAGUAAGGGAGAGCUCAUUAAAGUUUAAAAAGAUUGGGCAAUAGUUUUUAAAUAAUCUUCCAAAAGUUUAGUCUAUGUCGAUUUAGAAAUAGGAAAGCCUUUGUACGAAGUUAGUUAUGGCACAUUCAAGGAUGAGCACCUACCAAGGAUGAAGAGUUCAUAGAAAUUUUUUAUAAUGCAUGACUAACAAAACAUCUUUUGGAUUUAAUCCAACCCAAAAGAGAACGAACAAAAUAAUUAAUCUCAUUCAUAAUAAUAAUUUUUUGCAGAAUAAAAAACUAAAGAACCGCUUAGCACAGGAAGUUACUCAACUGGCAGCAACUAUGAAAUUUUAAACAUUUAAAUAGAUAACAAGGAAAACAUUCACGUUCUCCUCUAAUACAAGAAGAGUCAAAUAUGUCUUGGAAUUGUUGAAAUCAACUAACAAGAUGAAACAAACAUUAAGCUUAGGAGAUGUAGAUAAAUGAGUUACAAUUAAAAAAUCAUUUCAUAUGGCUCAGUUAAUGGUUUUUUGAUUUAGAAUAUUAAAGAUGCUGACACUAAAGCUUUAAGAAUAGUUUAUUUUGACAGUUCUACAGCAGAUUUUGAAGAAAAUAAUUUUUCUAUUUUCUCUUCUGAAGAAGAUAUUUAUAGUGCUAGAGAAACUAUUCAUUAAAUUCACACGUUUGACUAGAAUGAAAUAGUUAUUUUUAGAUACGCAAAUUAUUUUGAAAUUUGUAGAUUGACUGCUUUGGACUUAAUUUGCCCAGAUAUUUUUAUAAAAAAGAGAAUGUAUUCCAUAAUUCCAACAUAUAAUUAUCAAAGCGUAUUGUUUCUCUCUUCAUAUAUUGUAAAUUAAUAGGAAGACGUAAAUUCUACUAACUCUUUCAGCGAGAACGAGCUCAAAAAAGAGCUUAAUGCUUAACUCUUUGAUUUGGAAUAAUAUUAAGUUUUUAACUUUAAUAGAUUAGUUUUAGAAGAAAGCAUCCAAUCUGUCUUCACUAAAGUUAACAUGAAAAAUCCAUCUUCCCCUUCAGUGAAUUUAGUCAUAUAAACUAAUAGAUAGCAAGUAGUAUUCAGCCAACUAUUCUAAAAGCAGCAUUUUAUUUAUUCUAUUUAAGAAGGCAGUCUGUAGAAUGAUUUGUCUCCACUUUUUUAUCGUUUUUAUAAAACUGUUAAGAAUCCAUAUCCAUAAACAAAAUUACCUGAAUAGGCAAAUGAUUAUUUAAACCCUUUAAACAUCUUAAUUGGGGAAUCUUGUACAAAGACGGCAAAUGCAAUUAUUAAUAACAUUAAACAUAGAUGGGAGAGAGAUAUAAUUAAUAUAAAAAGCUACUUAUUUAAGCUAAAAAAUGAAUUUUAAAAUUAACAAAAUCAAAUUGAAGAUUCAACUGAAAAUGAUAGAAUGUACGGAUUCGAAUAAAUGAUUUUAAUUCCUACAAGGAAUUUCCUUCUCUUUGCCUACAACUCAGGUUCAGGAAAGCUGAUCUAUAAAUAGAAUAUUAAUGGGUAAAGCGACUCAAAUGAAGUUAUUGGCUUGGUGAGAUUAUCCUUGGAUAGAAAGCAAAAUUAAGGAUUUUAUGUAGAAGAAUGCUAAGAUUAAUUUAUAAUUAUCAUAAAUAAUUCCGAUUACAUAACCUUGCAGUUUAUAGAACCUCUAACGGGAGAAUUGCUGCGAACUGAAAACAUAGACAUGCCUGAAAAGUAAAAAUACAGCUCUUUUAUGAAGGCAAAACUCUCUUCAGAUUCUAAAAAGGAGCACUUACUGUUCUUCACUAAUAAAAAUAGUUUAGUUUUUUAUCCUAGUCUCGAUUUGGUUGAAGACAAUGAAGUAAACAACAGAUUGAAAAAUAGUCAAAUUUUUGUAGUGAAGCAAGAAUUCUCUGAAAUUAAUUUUUACCAAUUAAGCGAUUUGUCAUCUGGUUUGCAACAAAAAUCCUCAAUGCCAAUAAAAGCAAAUCAAAAAUUAAUAAAAAUAACACAGAAUCUUUCAAAACUUGAUUUAACUUAAUAUCAUGAAAGGAUGAUAGCCAUAGAAACAGAAACGAAAGAUGCAUACAGAUGGCUAGAUUUUGAAAAGAGGAUGUUUGCACUUUUAAUACUAAAUGAACACGAAAAGAAAUUAACAAUUAGCGUAGUAGAUACUGUAACAAAUAAAAUUCUUAUCUAAAGAUACAUGGCUAAUGUAAAGGUGAAUUAUCCAAUAGACAUGUUUCUUCAUGAAAACAAAUUAUUUGUAUCCUUCUAUAGCGAUUAUUAUGAUAAGUAAAUCUUGUAUGAAAUGAAACUUUAUUUUAGACACUUCUUAACAAUAUUCAGUCUUCCUAAUCCAGAAUUACCAGUAGACUCUAUUGCUUGCGAUGCAAAAACGCUAUUUUCAGAGUAAACAAUAGGCAAAAUGCACUCAGUAGUUUUAGAUAAUUUGAUUUUCACUAAUUACAACAAUGAUAUCUUAUACAUUAAUAUAUAAAAAUUAAAUGAAACUGAAACAACCUUAUACAAUUCAGGAUUUACUCAGAUCAAUACAGUUCCCCUUUCAUCUAUCUAACAUAUUUACAUCUAAAAGACCUCUUUAACUAGUAGAUACCUUUUAAUCGCUAAUGGUGCUCAAAUAUAUAGUGUUAAUUUCACUCCAUAAGGCAGAUUUGAUACUCUCCCUUUAGAUUUCAAUUACAAUGCAGUAAUAAACUCUAUAGCAAUAGGCUUUACCUUAGUUCUAAUCUCUAAAUGCUUUAAUUUCAUUAUUUAAUCAAAGAAAAAGCAAAAAGACUUUUGA
Messenger RNA from Tetrahymena thermophila SB210, 2799 nucleotides. Its product is annotated as transmembrane protein, putative. Lineage: Eukaryota; Ciliophora; Oligohymenophorea; Hymenostomatida; Tetrahymenidae. Gene Ontology annotation, cellular component: EMC complex. The transcript has a single exon. The record is from RefSeq and is a predicted model, not a curated record. Gene Ontology annotation, biological process: protein folding in endoplasmic reticulum.